This is a messenger RNA of Paramecium octaurelia, 1292 nucleotides long. The record is from the annotation of a GenBank genome assembly. Lineage: Eukaryota; Ciliophora; Oligohymenophorea; Peniculida; Parameciidae.
AUGGAUUAAACCUUAAUGAUUGAUGAAUCAGAAUAGUCUUUUGAAUAAUCCAGAAGGGUAGAACCAACAGUAUCAGAUAAAAUGAAAAGGAAUGAAUCUGCAACACUCAAAUAAAAAAUAAUUAAGUAGCUUUGAUCAUGCAUUUAAGUUAAGUUUCAUUCGAGAUGUAUAACAAAACAAACUACCACUUGAUUCCGUGCCAAGCAUAGUACAAUAAAAAAUUAGCGACUUUGAAGAUGAAUUUUAAGAUCUAUGGAAGGAAUCUGAUGAAUAUCUAAGAGAAAAUGGAGAAGCCAUUGAAAAACUUGUCAUGAAACCACUUUGUUCAAAGUACAUGCAUUCAUCUGAAAUUGUAGAUUGGUUUCAAUUGAUCCAGUCAAAGAUAGAGAAAUUGAAUUUUCUAUGAAAGCAUAUUCAUUUGUUUAAGCUAAACAUCUUGAAAUUGAUGAAAACAUAGAAAAACAUAAAAUCUUUAACUCAGUAGUUGAUUGUAAAUAGUGAAUUUAUCUUAGUGAUAUCUAAAAUUGAUAAGGUAGAGACACCAAGAGAAAAACUAAACUGCAUUGUUAAUGCAGGUAAAUAAACUAGUGGUAAUAGAUUAAUUUAAAUAACAUAGCUAUUGUCAAUUAAAUGGCUAAUAAUUAGCCGACAGGUGCCGAUAAUCUAUUACCUGUGUUAAUAUAUGCCACUUUGAAGGCACAACCAUAAAAAGCCUAUUCAAAUAUCUUAUUUGUGAGCUAUUAUAGAUCACCUAAGAGAAUCACAGGAGAAGAUGAGUACUAUUUUACUACUUAUGAAUCAACACUACAAUUUAUUGAAAAAUUAGACUACCACAAAUUAAAUAUCAACCAUCAAGAGUUUCAAGAUUUAAGCAAAGAACGUUUGGAUGUAAUUAAAAACUCUUAAAAUGUAAUUAAAUUCUCUUAUCCUCAAUAGGAAUUAUCUUAAAAUGGAAUUUUUAAUAUGGAUGCACACUAAAAUUAUGUCAAUCUAUAAAUGAUUAAAAUGAAAAUAUAAGAUCUACAACGUAAAUCAAAGUUCUAUGAACAAUCAAAGAAAUAUAAAUUAAAAUUCAAUCAAAAAUAGUUAAAUGUAAAAUUGUAUAUAUCUUUGAGAAUAUCACUUUGAAUGAAAUACCAGAGUUUUAUGAUGAAUAUUAAAAUCUAUAUAAGAAUUUGUUAGAAAUGCAAAAGGAUAUUCACAACCUAUACAAUUUGACAAAUGAAAUUAUUAAGGAAAGUUAAAGCGAAACCAAGAAGGUGGCUACUCGAAAGUUCUUUGGAAUUCUAUGA